CAGUAGAGAGUCUUUUCUGCCAUGUGUCACCGUCCCGGAAGCCGAGGAUAGAAGCGAGCAAUCUCCGUUUUGACAUCUCUUUUCCAUCUCAAGUAUGGGUCCGAAGAAACCGUCUGAGAAGCCCGCCGGCCAACCGGCCGAAAAGAAAGAGAAGAAACCGGCAGCCGCCGCCGCAACGGCUUCCGGAUCUGGUGAGAAGAAACCAGCAGCGGAGAAAAAGCCUGCGCCGGAGAAAAAGCCUGCCGCAGCUGAAAAGAAACCCGCAGCGGAGAAGAAACCCGCAGCGGAAAAGAAGCCCGCAGCGGAGAAGAAGCCCGCAGCAGAGAAGAAACCUGCCGCUGAAAAGAAACCCGCUGAGGAGAAGAAGGCAGAGAAACGUGCCGCUCCAGCUGGUGAUAGCAAGGCCGCACCGAAGAAGAAGGCUCCGGCCGCUGCUGCUGCCGCUGGAACUAGCAAGCCUGCUGGCGAUGCCAAGAAACCCGCUGCGGCCGCUGGUGCCGCUGCCCCUAAGAAGGGAGCCAAGGCUGCACCGGCUGCCGCUGCCGCCGCCGCCGCAGCUGCUAGCAAGAAGAAGCCAGCCGAAAAGAAGGCUACCGCUGCCGCUGCCACCAAGGCUAAGGCUGCUGCUAAGCCGGCCAAGGGCGCAAAGGCUGCCGCUGGCGCUGGAGCUAAGGCAGGCAAACCUGCUGCAGCUGCUGCCGGUGGAAAGGCGAAGGCUGCUGGAACCGGUACGAAGAAACCCACGAAAAGGGUCAAUGGCAAGAAGACUACCAAGAGUCCCAGGCCCAAGCUGACGAAGGAGCAGAUUAAGGCAAAGAUCCAGAAGGGUAUCCAGAAGGCUCGUACCACCGCUAUGCUGCGGGCCAAGCGUGCCAGGACCAAGCUGAUCAAGGGUCCUUAUGGAACCGUGUUGCGUAGGAUUCGCACAUCGGUGCACUUCAAGCGGCCGAAGACCCUUCGCCUUCCACGUCGUCCGAAGUACCCGAGGAAGUCCGUCGCCAAGCGCAGCCGCAUGGAUGCGUACAAUAUAAUCAAGUACCCGUUGACGACUGAAGCAGCGAUGAAGAAGAUCGAGGAUAACAACACGCUUGUCUUCUUGAUUCACCUGCGCGCCAACAAGAACCACGUCAAGGCCGCCGUAAGGAAGCUGUACGACGUUAAGGUGCUGAAGAUCAACACGCUGGUGCGACCGGACGGCAAGAAGAAGGCGUACGUUCGACUAACGCGCGACUACGACGCAUUGGACAUUGCCAACAAGAUCGGCAUCAUCUAAAGCGCUAGUUCUUUAUGUUUUUCGAACGCACCUGCCGUCAUCCCGGUGUACGUACGGUGGGGGUGUUCAGAGCGGGAAAACGGAAGCUACGUGCGCGGGUGUGUUGGGCGGGUUUCGGUAGCUUUAUUCCGCAAUCCAUCACUCGGCACCGGUGUGACGUAUCCUUUUGCAUUCCCACUCUACUCAGAUACGUUUCUCUGGCGCAAUUUUUUCCACUCAUCGCAGGGAAACUUUCUGUAAAGCUUGUGCUGGAAUUGUUUCAAGCAAACAUUAGAAGUACACUUUGUAACAACUGGAGAAGGAUGAAGAAAUAUAACAUCUAUUCAGGAGAGGAGAAAAUGUAA
Molecule: messenger RNA, 1617 nt
Organism: Anopheles funestus (African malaria mosquito)
Lineage: Eukaryota; Metazoa; Arthropoda; Insecta; Diptera; Culicidae
Gene: RpL23A
Product: 60S ribosomal protein L22
Exons: 4
Coding region: 95-1273 (392 amino acids)
Biological process (GO): translation; ribosomal large subunit assembly
Cellular component (GO): ribosome; cytosolic large ribosomal subunit
Molecular function (GO): structural constituent of ribosome; rRNA binding
Source: RefSeq, a predicted model, not a curated record